ACUCCAGUAUUCUUGCCUGGAGAUUCCCAUGGACAGAGGAGCCUAGCAGGGUCCAUGGAGUCACAGAGUCAGGCACGACUGUGUCUAACACCACCAACAUGAUAGUUUUAAUAUUUUCUUCUCUCAUCUUAAAGACCACAGUUCCAAAAGGCUGUCAAACGAGUCUAGAAUUCAAGGGAGGACACAAGACCAUGGACUGGGGUAGUGUGGCUUUGGAAAUUGACAAAAACAGGGUUCACCUGUAAGUGGUAGUGGUUCAUUUGCUUAGUGGAGUCUGACUGCGACCCCAUGGACUAGAACUGGACAGGCUCCUCUGUCCGUGGAAUUUCCCAAGCAAGAAUAUUGGAAUGCGUUGUGAUUUCCUUCUCCAGGGGAUCUUGGGCACCUAGAGAUCAAACCCACCUCUCCCUCACUGACAGGUGGAUUCUUGACCACUGCACCACCUGGUGGGGAUUUUUUUCUAGGAGGCAUAGGAUCUAGAUCAUCUGAGUAUCAAGAAUUCCUUCAGUUUGGGCAAUUUUUGAGACUUGGUAUGGCAAGUUUGAUAAAUGGUGUUACAAAGGCAACAGCAAUGCCAAGUAGGGAAAAGGGGACCGGGGAGGAGAGGAGGGUACGGGAUGUAUGUUAACAGUGAUGGCCAAGGUGGCAAGAAGUGAUUUAAAAACCAGAGGCGAUGCGGGCCCCCUAUCACCGCACCAUGGCUGCAGUACCUGCUUUAUUUGCAGUUCCUUCCGGCUGUGUUUACUGGUCUGUUUUUACUCUUUCGGGCACUACUUUGUCCUACCAUUGCCUCUUAGUAUUCCAGGUCUACAUAAAUGACAUUCUCCCCUUAUAGGGAUUGCAAAGGAAUUGUUGCGGAGCGUAAACGACCUUUGAUUGCUAGGGCGGGGGUCUAAGCGAUCCUUAACCCUGGGGGAUCAAAUAAAUACAAGAUGAAACACCUGUGGGCAGGCAGAUGGCCCUGCCGCCUGCUGCGCGGCCGGGACUGGUGGGCGCGCGCGGGGGCUGUGCGUUUCUUCACUCCCCCACCCGCUCUCCGCGAGCCCUUUAAGGCGCCGGCGCGGCGCUUGCGUGAAAGUGCGAGGCGACGCGUGGCCGCACUCACUGGGCGCAGUCCGCCGAGCUGCUGCGUGGCCAUGGACAUAGGCGCCGAUGAGUUUGAGCAGAGCCUCCCUCUGCUGCAGGAGCUCGUCCUGGGUGCGGACUUCGUGGGUCUGGACAUAGAGUUCACGGGCCUUCGUUCUAACCUGUCUGGGCCCCAGCAGAUCAGUCUGUUUGACUUGCCAUCAGAGUGGUAUCUAAAGACCCGUCAGAGUGUUCAGCAGUUCACCAUCUGUCAGAUCGGAUUGUCUGUGUUCUCCAGUAUUGAAGGCGAGUCGAACAAGUAUGUAGCUCAUUCAUGUAACUUCUUCCUCUUCCCUACGACAUUUGGGGUUUUGGACUCAGAGUUCUCUUUCCAGGCUUCCAGUGUUCAGUUUUUGAACCAGUAUGGCUUCGACUAUAACAAGUUUCUCAAAAAUGGGAUCCCCUAUAUGAACGAAGAACAGGAGAAGAAAAUUAAGCACAACAUCCUGACUGGGAACUGGAAAGUUCGCAGCUCUCUGGACAAAGACCAGAUCAAGGUGGUGAUUGACGAGGUGACGCGCUGGCUGGACCUGGCGGAGGAAGGGGACUGGAUGACCCUCCCUGGUAUUGCUGGCUUCCAGGCCUUCGAGGUCCAGCUCGUACUGAGGAAGGCCCUCCCUGACAUCUGGACGGUGCUGAGAGACCAAGGGGUGAUUGUGAAGAAGGUGAGUACUCAGCACCGCUGGUAUCUUGAGACCACCUCCUGUGAUCGAGAGAGCUGCUGGAAGGAGAAGAUCCUUCUCUCUGCAAGGGGCUUUUCUGUGUUUUUCCAGAUGCUGGUGAAAGCCCGGAAGCCCUUAGUGGGACAUAACAUGAUGAUGGAUCUGCUGCAUCUCCAUGAGAAGUUCUUCAGACCUCUCCCAGAAAGCUACGAUGAAUUUAAGCUGAAUAUCCACAACCUAUUUCCUGUUCUCAUUGACACCAAGAAUGUGACAAAGGAUAUCUGGAAGGAACUCAAUUUCCCAAGGGUUUCAAAUCUUUCAGAAGUUUAUGAAGUCCUGAGCAGUGACUUGAAUCCCACCAAGAACUCCGGGCCGGUGAUCAUUCACGCCAGCAGGUGUGAGAAGUACGUGGAGACCAAGUACCCCCAUGAAGCAGCAUACGACGCCUUCCUGUGCGGGUCAGUUCUGUUGAAAGUGGCGCACCUGCUCCUGUGGAAGGUACACAGCGCUGUUCCCAUCCCCGAGCCCAGCUUCCCGCUCUACCUGGACGUGCUGGUGCCCUACGUGAACCAGAACUUUGCGGGCCCAGACUCCCCUGGCAUCCGCCCCCCCAUCCUCAUCCUCACCGUCAGGAAGUGGCCUGGGGUCAGCGAGCAGCAGGUCUACUGCGAGUUUCAGAACCUCUGCAAAUUCGACGUCAGAAGGCUCACACGGAGCCAGUUCCUGCUCAUGACCAAUAAGUUCAAGGACACACGGAGCAUCCUGAAGGAGUACAAGGGCCACCCGACGCUGCAGAUCUCCCUGUACCGCUACUGGAGACACUCCCCGAACAUCAACUGCCUGCUACAAGUGUGCGGCGUCAUUACCUCCUGGGCCUUCAUCGCGUUUCUCCUGGGAGGAGCUGGCCCGUGAGGGCAGCGAGGCCGCCUGCAGCUCCGUCCUGUCUGCACGCGACCCCCGCAGGGCUGUUUGUUUGCUCACAUCCUCCGUGCAGAUGGAUCGGUACCGUCCUCACAGGGAACUGUGUUCUGGUUUCAACGUGAAAAAGUCUGUAAAUAUUAUCACCGAUAAGUCGAUAAGUCCUUUGUUUGUGGCCCAAACGUUUCUUUCUAUAAAUGACUGAGGAGAAGUAACAUCUCCUGGGCGUUUAAGCUCACGUUCCAGAGCAUCUUCUGAAUGGACAGCUAGGCAUCCAGCGGAGCUGGCCACUGAGCGAGCCAAAGGCUCUGUUAUUUCUGGCAGAGAAAUCAUUAGCCAAUCGGUUGACAGGGAUUUAGGCCUUAUAAAUGGCCUACAUUUUAGUAAAGGGGAAAAGUAAAGCCAAGUGUCCAUGUGCACAGGUGUUGAUCUGUUUUUAUUUAUUUUGGGGUUUCUCUUUGGGGUUUUUUUGUUUGUUUGUUUUCUGGGUCAAAAAUAGUUUUUACUGAGGAGAAAAGACUCCAGCCUACAAAUGUGCUACUUGUAGUUAAAAUUUUAUAUGUUUAAGUUGCAGAAUAUAGUAUUUCAUAGGUUAGAACAGAGAACAGUUAAUAUCAGAAUCAGGGAAAAUGCCAUGCAGAACAAGUAAAUAGGACAUCGUAUCGUUAGGUUUGUGUAGCUCAACUCUAGUGAGUGUAAAGGCAGGUUGAUUUUCCUUAUUCAUCUGUUCACUGAUUCAGCAAAUAUUUACUGAACUUCUAUGAUGCCUAAGAUGUUAGAACGUGUCUUUUGGAUGUUUAUGGUAAUAGUCAUUUAGUUUUUGUUUUUUAACUGGGUUGCCAUUUAUAAAAUUACACAUGGCCCCUGAUGUUUUGCUAAGAAGCUUCCCCUCAGAUAAAUAGGGGUAGAGCAGACUACGGUUUUAUGGUCCAUGUUUGAGAUAAACAUUAUAAACCCUAAAGCAUUAAUACUCACUUUGGAAACAAAGUGACCCGUAGCACAGGUGUGUGCCCCGAGACAGGUAGGAUCAGAUUCUUUUCUUUCCUCAGCAGUGCCGUGCACGUCACUUGGCUUUAUCGGGAGCUGUUCUCUGUUGGGGGUUGAACUUGGCUGGGCUGUGUGCUCAGCCUUGAACUUGAUUUCAUUAUUCAGCAAAGCCUUGAGCUCUGUGCAAAAGAGGUUUUUUCCUCUGUAAAAGCAGAAGUGUUAAGAGAUGGCAGUCACCCAGAAGAAGAGAUUGGAAGCUGCCAUUCUGGAACUCCCCUGUCGUCCUGGGGUGUGAGUGACACGCUGACCGAUGGGCUGCUGUCCCUACAGCCUUCCGGGCAGCUCUUGUGUUCAGACCAGUGAAAGGCUUCCCUCGGUCGGGGGAAGGUGGCUUUGUCCAUCUGUCCACACAGCGUCUUAGGGGAAUUUUUUUCUUUUUUUAAUUUAUUUGGCCACACCAGGUCUUAACUGUGGCAUGCAGGGAGUCUUAGUUGGCAGCAUGUGGGAUCUAGUUCCCUGACCAGGGAUCGAACCCGGGCCCCCUGCACUGAUAGCACUGAGUCUUAGCCACUGGACCACCACGGAAGUCCUGGGGGAUUUUUGUUUUGUUUUUGUCUUCCUGUUGGAUAUUCCUUUGUGUAUGCUGUGGAAAAUUCCCACUGUUUAUGGGCUUUUGGGACCCUGUCUCAUGGAUGUGAGCCGUGCAGUCAGUAAGCAAACCUGGGCAGUGAAAACAGAUUUCUCAGCUGAGCCUGUGCAGUGGCCAUGUUGACCUCCUGGCAUCAGGGCGCUGAGCACUAAGCUGUCUUAGUUCUGGAGCAAGAGACCCUGUAGUGGUUUUAUCGGACGUUACUCAUUUGCUCUUUAACUCUUUGUUUCUUCAUAAGUUGUUGUGGAGUCCGUGCUACGGGCGCCCUCACCAGGGCCUCUGCGCUGCAGUCAGCGUCAUGCCGUCCGUCCGUCCGUGGGGACCCUGGCUGGCCGCAUGGUCUGCUUUCCCUCCUGGAGAGGCUUUGGUGGUGGGAUCUGAGCUGCUCAACCCAUGACCUCAAUCGGCUUCCAUUUAUUAACUUCCCUGAGGAUUCUCCACGGGUUCCGCGCUGGAGGUGCCGAGUCCAGGAAGCGCCCUGCUUGUACCACCUCCCACCCUGUGUCCCCAGACAGAGCCUCGGGGGCUUGGGGGGCAGCUCUUGGGCUCCUGCCCCCGCUCUCUCCUCAGCUCAGCUAGUUCUUCACGUCGGUGCAUCUUGUGCCGUGCCUUCCCCAUCAUCAAAGGAAAGAACCAAAGUGAGAAACAGAUAAAGCAGACUCUCCCCUCCAGUCUGUGUAUACAUAUGUGUGUGUGUGUCUCACGUCUUCCUUACCCACUCGUUUGCUGAUAGACUUCCAUUGUUUCCAUGUCUUGGCUGAGGUGAAGAUUGCUGCAGGAAACGGUGGGUGUGCAUAUCUCUCUUUGAUAGUUUGUUUUCAUUUCCUUUGGAUAUAUACCCAGAAGUGGGACUGCUGGAUCAUAUGGUAGUUUCAUUUUUAAUUUUUUGAGAAACCUCGACGUCGUCCUCCAUAGUGACUGAACCAGUUUACAGUCCCACCAAUAGUGCACACGGAUUGCCUUUUCCCCACAUCUUUGCCAAUACUCAACUUGCAACCUGUCGACUUGCAACCUGUCGUCUUGAUAAUAGCCAUUCUUACAGAUGUGAGUUUAUCUCAUUGUCUCAUUGUGGGUUUGUUUGAUUUUUUUUGGCUGUGCCACUGGCUUGUAGGGUCUUAGUUCACUGAUCAGGGAUUGAACCCAGGCCCUGGCAGUGAAAGCACCAAGUCCUGAAUCCCAACCCCUGGACCGACAAGGGGAUUCUCUUUGUGGGUGGUUUUGAUUUGCAUUUCUCUGACGUGGCUCAGUGGUGAAGAACCCACCUGCCAUGCAGAAGGUGUAGAUUCAAUCCCUGGGUUAGGAAAAUCCUCUGGAGAAGGAUAUAGCAACCCACUCCCAGUAUUCUUGCCCAGGAAAUCCCGUGGACAGAAGACAGAGGUGGGCCACAGUCCACGGGGUCGCAGAAGAGUCCGUCACAACUUGGUGCCUCAGCAACAACAAACAGCAACGGUUAGUGACGCUAAGCACCUCUCAUGGACCUGUUGGUCAUUUGAAUGUCUUCGUUGGAAAAAUGUCUCUCUGGUUUCUCUGCCUGUUUUAAAAUUGGACUGUUUGUUUUUUUCUUCAUUGAAUUAUGUCAGUUCUUUAUAUACUUUGGGGUGUUAACCCCUUAUCUGAUACAGAUUUCCCCCACUCUCUGAAAGCAGAGCUUUCCUAUGAAACCUUCUGAAAGCCCCAAUGGAGCAAAGUGAAGAAGCAGUUACCUGAGGACACAUGUUGCUCGUAAAAUGUCCAGAUGGAUGGGGAUAAAGCACAGAUGCUCAUAGACAGUGCGGACCAUAGAGUGGGGUGCCGAGGUGCUAGAGUGUAACUCCUGGGGGAGGAGCCUGGUGACGCCAGUCUUGCUCUUGAGGUGACGCUGCCCCUAGGACUUCUUGCUGCAAAACAAAUACUGAACACUGUCUCUGCUUUUUAUCUUUUUCCAUAAAAAUGAAAAACUUGAUUCCUUUCAGCUAGGAAGAUCAGGUACUAAUGUAGGCCUUUUGAAAAAGCAAAGUGGCUUAAAACCAAAAGGAGAUCUCUCCAAGGUUGUGCAGCUCUUUCUCCCAUUCUGCAGGCUGCCUUUUUGUUGUGUUGAUUGUCCGUUUUGCAGCGCAGAAACGUUUAAAUGUGAUGUAGCCCCACGUGUUGAUUUUUUUUUUCCUCUUUGUGCUUUUGGUGUCAUAUCCUAAAAUCAUUGCCAAGAGCAAUGUUGAGAGGCUUCCUCCUUAUAUUUUUCUCCUAGGAAUUUGAUAGUUUCAGGUCUUAGGUUUAAGUCUGAGCCCCUUCGAGUUACUUUUUGUGUGUGGUGUAAGAUAAGGGGUUCAUUUCAUUUUUCUACUGUAUUCAGUUUUCCUAACACCUUUUGUUGAGACAACCCCUUCCUAAUUAUAUGUUCUUGGCUCCCUUAAGAAAUAUUAAUUGACCAUAUUACAAGAUCUUAAUUUUAUCUUUAUCAUUCAUUAUAAGAACUCAUGCAAGUCCUCUAGAAUGUUUUAUGUAAUUAAGAAGGGUAAGGAACGUUCCUGGCAGUACAGUGGUUGAAACUGUGCAUCUGCUGCAGGGGGCCCAGGUUCGAUCCCUGAUCAGAGCACUAAGAUCCCGCAUGGCACAGCCCCAAAAAAGGGGGAAAAAAACAAAGUACUGAAUAUUUAUGGAUGGACAUUUCUUACAAUUUCGUGUCUAUAGGACUUCACUGGGUACCCUCCCUUCUCCUUGCAGCAAUGUAACUGCUGUGGAAACAGGACUGAUAUUAAUAUUCUUACAGAUCUGAGCAGACAGGGAUCCCCAUGAGAACUGGGGAUGAGAAGGCAGGGAACUAAUGUACAACCAGAACUGUGGGCUUAUUUGGCCAUGUAGAGUCUUAUUUACCUGAAGACCUGAAAACUCCACUUUCCACUUGUGGAAGAAAUGAGCUAGUCUUACCUUUAAGAUCGCCACAUGCUAGUUUUGAUCCAGAUACUCUGCUUUUGUGUCUUCCAAUAAAUACAAUGUGUGAAAUUUCUAA
Molecule: messenger RNA, 7327 nt
Organism: Bubalus bubalis (water buffalo)
Lineage: Eukaryota; Metazoa; Chordata; Mammalia; Artiodactyla; Bovidae
Gene: PNLDC1
Product: PARN like ribonuclease domain containing exonuclease 1
Exons: 19
Coding region: 933-2699 (588 amino acids)
Biological process (GO): nuclear-transcribed mRNA poly(A) tail shortening
Cellular component (GO): endoplasmic reticulum; cytoplasm
Molecular function (GO): RNA binding; poly(A)-specific ribonuclease activity
Source: RefSeq, a predicted model, not a curated record